AUGGCGCUUGACCCGCUUUCCAUCGCAGCAGCAUGCACGGGCUUGCUAUCGAGCAUUGCGAGACUCUCACUCGACGUCCGAUCGUUUAUAAGUCGAAUGCAGGAGACUGCUCACGAUUUGGCUGGCGUAUUGAAAGAGCUCUCUUCGCUUGAUCUUUGUCUAGAUACGUUAAGCAAAGAUGCUAUGGUCGCCUCACAGCGCAUGCCAGAGCCACUUAAGCACAGAAUCUUGCUCGUGCUCGGCAACAUUACCGAAGUGUUCAAGGAUAUACAAGCCGCCUUGCACAGCUACUCUCCAACUAAGCUUGGUAGCUCGAUCCGAUGGUCGUCCUACGGUCACGAGGACAUGAACAAGCUCCGAUCUAGGUUGGAGUCUCACAAGGCCUCUUUGGAGAUAACACUGGCUCUCUUGAACCUGUCCAUCAGCACGGCCAUCAAGGACGAUACCUCGGUCAUCAAAAAUAAUUUGCAGGAUAAUGCCGUCACCCUUGAGCAAAUAGCUCAAGCUCUAGCUGAACUGCCUCAAAGAAUCGCUGCUCAAUUACAAAGAGGAGUGAAUGGUGGACCCAUUUUAUCCUCCAGCACAAUCCAGGACGGAAUGUUUUCGAUGCCGCUAUCAUUGAUAUCAGAGGGAUCAAUUAUCGAGUCUGCGCGCACGCUUGAAAACCUGUUUCCACCCGAAACCUCUGGCAAUCGCAGGCAGGUCGACCAGGGCACGCAGCCAGCGAACAGUGAGAAGAUGAAGGAGGGGAAGGAGGAGGAGAGAAAGAAGAGAGCCACAGUCGCAGAAACUGGUCUAACUCGUGAUGCUUUGAGACAGCACGACACGGAUAACAUCCUGAAUGAGCGAGAUACGCAACCCGAGAACCUGCAGCCGCUCGGCACCCCCAACGAGGGCAGGCAAUCCUAUGGGAGCACGCAGAAUUCGAAUGAGGAGAAGAACAAGAAGAAGGGUGUUACACGCAGAAGAGCUCACAAAAAGUCACCCGCUCAUAGAAGGCUCUCCAAUGCAAGGCAGUACGACACCGACGAUACCCUAGGUGAACAAGACAUGGAGGCCGAAAACAUAUUUCUGCGGGUACCUCGUAACGAGCGCGGGCAGGUCAAUGCGAGUACGCAGUCUCCGAACGGCGAGAAGAGAGCCUCACAGGCAUCUAUUCUGAUUCAAGGUCUUCUGAGGCAGCAGCGUGCGGAGACAGAUCGUCACCGCUCGCCGCCGCGUCGAAAGCAAACGAUCAGGAAAAGAGGCAACGACGGUCACAAUCCGCCGGAUAGUCCUGUACCUCUGGAGCCACCAUCGAUGCGGCCAUCUUCUGUCCUCUCUCCCGAAGCACGAAAAAUGAUAAGAGAGACCGUGGCGCGUGCCGCAAAGCAGGGGAAGCUGGGACGGUUUCCUCCCAGUGCUGAUCACGAGAAUGCUGAGGCAAACCACCCAGAGCCGCAGAAGGGUCGUGAGGUACAAGAGGAGGCAAACUUGAACGAUGUGAAAAACAACGGAACAGUGCUUGCGGGUAGCACUGGCAGAGACACAGACUCGACACGCCCUAAUGGUGAAUUCGACCGCAACAACACGGAGGACGAAGGUCCCGCACUUAUACCACGUCAAGACGAUGGAGACCAGAGCGCUCAGCCGUCCGCUGAUGCCAAAAAAAUGGCGCAGCCCCUCAGGAUAUCAGAGCUGUGGAAAACCCCAACAACUCCGGUCACGCCAGAACUACAGCCAUCCGCCGAAGAGAGCGUUCGCCGGGCUGCGCUGCGGCGAAGGGGUCCCUCGUUCAAAGAUCUUCGAGCUCAGGCCAGGCAACAGACGCUAGCAGAGGCUCUGGAUCAAGAUAUUCUCGUGGUAUGA
Messenger RNA from Cladophialophora yegresii CBS 114405, 1848 nucleotides. RefSeq lists its product as uncharacterized. Lineage: Eukaryota; Fungi; Ascomycota; Eurotiomycetes; Chaetothyriales; Herpotrichiellaceae. The transcript is spliced from 2 exons. The record is from RefSeq and is a predicted model, not a curated record. Bases 1 to 1848 code for a protein of 615 amino acids.